GAUGUGUGUCAUACAGAUGCGGUUGGGUGUCAUACAGAUGCGGAUGUGUGUCAUACAGAUGCGGCUGGGGGUCAUACAGAUGUAGCACAUUCGACCAGAGGAGGAAGAUUACCAGAUGGACUUAAUCACAGCUCCAGUCAAUUUGGAGCUGGAAACCGGAAGCUGAAGCUCACUCGUGUUCACAUUAGAGUUAAUUUAAGUGUAAUAUUGUGUAUGUAUAACAUUAGUGCUCUGGGUGCAGUAACUUCCUGGAGUCUCGGCUGUCUACCUUUAGUCUUCGUGCUAAGCUAACCGGCCUCAACGUAUCGAUCUGGUUUAAACUCGUCGCUUUCAAAAGACUUUAACGUGUAAUGAGUACAUUUUUACACAUUAUUUGAUUAAAUCCACUGCGUUUGUUUGCACGAGAGACUGCUCACAAGAUCAAAACGAGCGGGUCACGCUCAGAAGGCGUUAUAAUGUAACUUAUUGAGUGAUGGCGAAUCAAUGAGUCCCACAAUGGGCGCAGUUGCACUUGAUGACAUCACUUGGAGUGACAGGGCAGCCGUGUUGGGGAGGAGGAGGAGGAGGAGGAGGAGGAGGAUCUCUUCCCACAAGUUUACUUUGCCCUUUGCGGGAGAUGAGAGCUUCAGCCUCGGCAAACCAGCCGAGACACGACCAGGGACGGGGGAGGAACACUUUGAGAGCACGCUGCGAAAUCUGCUGAAUUCCGGAUUAUCUGCGGGUCAUGGCCGGGGUCGUCUAGUCGGGAGUUGUUCUCGGAUUCUCGGGUUGUGCGCCGGCAGCAGAGCGGACCUCGCGCUGCGACUCCAGGCGGCUCUGGAGGAAACCAUAUCUGGUCAAAGUAUUCGUUGCUGUCACCCAGCGGGACUGUCCGGCUAUUAAUAGCGCCGGAGGAGGUCUCUCUCUCUCUCUCUCUCUCUCUCCCUCUCCCUCCCAGAAGCGCUCCAGGCACUUGGCUGCCUUUUGCUUUUACUUCACCCCUGAGCUGGAGGCCAUUGAGGUGUGCUGUCCAUCAUGUCGGUGUUGAAGAAGGAGAUGGAGAAGUACAGGGACAUAGACGAGGACGAGCUGCUGAAGAAACUGUCAGAGGAGGAGCUGCAGCGAUUAGAGGAUGAACUAGAGGAGCUGGAUCCUGAUAAUGCAUUGUUGCCAGCUGGGAUGCGGCAGAAGGACCAGACCAAGAAAUCUCCGACGGGAAUGUUUCAGAGAGACAACCUGCUGGCCCAUCUGGAGAAGCAGGCCAAAGAGGAUCCUGAGGCAGAGGACCUGGUGCCCUUCACAGGGGAGAAGAGAGGGAAAGCCUUCGUGCCGAAAAAGAUGGUGGACCCCAUCAUGGAGAAUGUGACUCUGGAGCCGGAGCUAGAAGAAGCCCUGGCGAGUGCAUCUGAUGCUGAACUCUGUGACAUCGCAGCCAUCCUGGGUAUGCACACCCUGAUGAGUAACCAGCAGUACUACGAAGCCCUGGCCAGCAGCACCAUAGUCAACAAGCAAGGCCUCAACAGUGUGAUCCAGUGCACCCAGUACAAACCAGUCCCUGAUGAGAAGCCCAACUCCACUGACGUAGAAGAUACCCUGUUGAGAAUGAAGAGGAACGACCCCGACCUGGUGGAGGUCAACCUCAACAACAUCAAGAACAUCCCUGUCAAGACUCUGAAGGCGUACGCUGAGGCUCUGAUGAAGAACACUGUGGUGGAGAGGUUCAGUAUUGUAGGAACCAGGAGCAACGACCCUGUUGCAUUUGCCCUGGCAGAGAUGUUGAAGGUGAACACGACGCUGAAGAGCCUGAACGUCGAGUCCAACUUCAUUACAGGGACAGGAAUCCUGUACCUCAUAGCGUCACUGCAGUACAACACCAUACUACAGGAGCUCAAGAUAGACAAUCAGAGCCAGCCGCUCGGCAACAAGGUAGAGAUGGAGAUAGCCAGCAUGCUGGAGAAAAACACCACGCUGCUGAAGUUUGGAUAUCAUUUCACCCAGCAGGGCCCGCGCCUCCGAGGCUCCAACGCCAUGAUGAACAACAACGACCUGGCUCGGGUUGUCAGGUCGGAGUCGGACGGCUCCUUCACCCUCACUCUGUCUGUUCCUGAGCUGGAAAGGGCCUUCGGGAAAAAGUUCAAGUCCAAGACUAAUAAGAAAGAGAAGGCUUGAGGGAGGUCCCAUCUUCCCUAAGUCUCGGACGAAUAUGUAGAGACCAGGGCUGCCCUCGUUCCCCUUCGACCCCUCCCAUCUUUCCAAACCCCGUCCUCUCCAGCCUCCUACCCAGAAGACCACGGCCAUCACUUCAGGUUCAAUUGUCUCUGAACUCUUUCUACUUUCCGGACUCUUUUUUUUUUUUUUUUUUUUUUAAGAUAUUAAAGGAUCCAAUGGUAUUUAUCAGCAGUGCCUUUCUGAGCAUUCAGUGCAAAAGACAAGAUUGUGAGCUUAUUUCUGUGCUCUGAAGUUUAAAUGUUUGACUUGGGUUUGAGGCGUGGGCAUUGGCUGUAGCUCCUUGUAUGAACUAACCAGGCAAGCCUUUGCCAUUGUGAAUCCAUUAAUAUCUCCUCGAGAGUCUAGAGUCCUUAAUAAAGGGGGCUGGAGGUCUGGUUUGAAUGAGGGGCCACUGAAAGGUGACGGGACACUUUUAGAAAUCCCUGUUUCUAUUGAUGUGUUGAAUGAGUUCUAAUUAUUAUUAUUAUGCUGUAAAUGAGUUGUGCUGUCAUUACUGCUGUUCCCAAAAGCUUCUACUGAUGCUUCAAGGUACAUAAAAAGGUAUUUUCUUCCAAUUAUUCACUAAAGCCAACGUCCCAUUUAAGUUUAAUAGACCGAAAGAAAACUCUUUUGAACCUCUGAUGUUGCAGCCUUUUGUCUAAUUCGGUCUAAACUGUAUUUUUGUGACUCACAGUCCUCAAAUACUAAGCUAUACAGAUUGUUCAGUAAUUGACUUUUAGAUUUAUAAACCUGGCUACUGUGAGAAUUGUCGCUAUAUACAGAUUAUAUUUAUUUGUGACAGACCUGGGAAAGAGUCAGAAGCCACUCAAACACUUAAUUUCAUGGAUUGAUUGUGCUGGACAGCGUGAUAACUUGUGUAAAAAUGUUUCUGUAAAUGAAAAUGUACACUCUAAUUACACUUUACAUUGUUAUCCAGCAUUUGUGUUAGCGGUCCCUGCAGAGCCUUCCUGCUAGCUGGGAAUGGCAACUGCCAACUUUUAUUUACGGACAUUAGCUAUUCUAUGAACCCACUGUAUCAUAUCCUACCAACACCGUGUUGUUUUAUAGAAUUCCAACUGUUAGAUUUCACCCAAAAGUAUUUGAAUGGACUUCUGUCACACUUUCACCAGGUCUGGUUUGUUGAUUGUUUGUGGUUAUUUUAUAUUUACUGUAGCUAAAAUGUGUGGUUUGAUACAAAAUGGUUGGUACUGUUGACUUUCUGUUUGUUACAGGUUUCACAUUAACGCCUCAGUCCAGUUUUGGAUCAUUUCAGUGGACACAGAUUUACAAACACAGGAAACCUCUAAUGUCAUUACAGCUGUCAAAUUACACAAAUCCAUCCAUUGUAUUUAAAAAAGAUAACUCCAGUUUUAAAAUGCUUGUUAGCUGUAACGGGUCUUAAAUCAACUCCGGACAUCUGAAAUAUAAUGUUACGCUCUGAUACUGGAUGGAUCCUUUAAGAGUUCACGAUGGAAAUGCUCUUCUUAUUUAGGGCAAAACAUGCGUGUGAAUGCAUGUUUAUGUCCUUGUUACCAACUACACAAAUACGUGCUGGUGAGGAUCUACUCGACUGCGUAUUUUGCAGCACUUAAUUCAAAUUAACAGUACAAUGAGCUGCUCAUGUAACCAGAAACUAGAGCUAAUAUUUUGCUGUCUGAAAAUAAAACUGCACCAGUAACAAUUGCCUUGAAAUGGUCUGCAGGCUUGUUAUGUUUUAAUGGCUCAAAAUGAAAUGGGAAUUUAUUUUUCUGCUUCAAGAAACUACAAGUUGCAGACUGGAAGGUGGAUUUCACCUGACUGUAUCAUCCAUGUUUCCUUGAUGUCAACAACUGUACCUGAUACUGACAGCAUGCUGGAGGGUUGGAGAGACCUUUUAAUGUUAUUUAAUAUCACUGCGUUGUUGCUCUCUCGUCAGUGCUGUGGGUGUUGUUCAACAAAUGGUAAUUAUGGAUGUAAAACAAUAAGUAACUGAAUGCCUAGGGGCAAAAGAGGCCACUCAAAGUCUUUGUGUCCAGUUUUCUUCUGUCUUGUGUUUUCUGGUAUUUUAGCGUUUGACUCUUUUGUUAGCUAGUUCACCUUUUUGGGUUGAAUUUUUGCAAAUAAAUGAAUAAAUAAAGAUUUAAAUAUG
This is a messenger RNA of Cyclopterus lumpus (lumpfish), 4315 nucleotides long. RefSeq names its product tropomodulin 1 (gene tmod1). Gene Ontology annotation, biological process: pointed-end actin filament capping; muscle contraction; myofibril assembly. Gene Ontology annotation, molecular function: tropomyosin binding. Gene Ontology annotation, cellular component: striated muscle thin filament; myofibril. NCBI's taxonomy places the organism in Eukaryota, Metazoa, Chordata, Actinopteri, Perciformes, Cyclopteridae. The coding region runs from base 1015 to 2148 and encodes 377 amino acids. The transcript has 12 exons. The record is from RefSeq and is a predicted model, not a curated record.